UAUCUUUUUCUGUGAACUUACCACUCACUGCGCCGCGCAGCGAGGGCCGUUAGCAACCUCAGAUCCAAUGAGGGGGCCAAGGUUCCUUGAUCCAAUAAUCCGGCCAAGGCUACAUCCGGUCUUGGCGGUGCCCCUUCGAUCUCCAACUGCAAGGGCAGUCCUGUCCGGCCGGUGAGCCAGGAGUGUCUGCGGCGAGCCCUUUAGGAGUCCGGUCAAUAUACCUUUCAAGGGCAACGGAAUCCGCGUCUACGCAAUCUACGGAGGAGCGCUGGUCCCGGCGUUCGGUGUUUGCGUUCCGCUCCCCUCCACAUGACCCCAUGAUACCAGGGGCAUGAAGGCGACGACGAUGGCUUGGGACCCAAUCAUAUUGCCUGCAGAAGCACGCGAGAGGGGUACAAGAGAUGAACCAGACCUCGUAGACGUUCAUUGUCCGCUCCUGUGAAUUCAAAGAGGCAGGUUAAAAGGGCUCAAAUACAUCGCACGAACAAGAUUGCUUCCCCUUGUCAAGCCUAUUGCCCUUGCUGGAUGUGGUCUUCUAAUUUGUCUUAGUAGACUGCAGUCUACGGAGCAUGUUCUCCAUUCCAUCCCGCUCAUCUCCCAUCGAGGCGUUCAAGAAUCUGGGUUACCACCGUACAAGACUCCACGGGUCGGCGUUCAAGUCGUCUCCUCCGGUCUCUAUCUAUCUUUGCGUUAUAUCUUCCAUCUAUCCAUUACCAAGUCUCGUCGUAUCACCAUGCGCAAAAUUCAUACCAACUAAUAUCCCACUUCUCCCAGCAACUGGACAGCUUCACGAAAACCAUUCAAUAACAAACUCAAGUACACUAUGGCCGUCACAUUCGAACCAUGGGUCCGGAUGCCAAGGACUUGCAAAAUUCCUUCAACCGGUGCUUUAGCCUCUGCCUCUCCGGACACCUCAACAGCCUCAACUGUGCCGGCUACUGCUAACCGUGUUGCGGGCUCCUCUGGAAUCAUUACAGAAAACCCUGCAAAACGUCGCAAAAGCUCGAACGACUUCUUGAAGCUUGGCAGUGCUUCUACUCCUUUGGGGCGCCACGAGUCCUCCAGGUCGACCGUCCCGGCCUUUUCCGCCCAAAAACUCCCGAAUGUGCCUGACGUCGCCCUCGCAACUCUGGCCCGCAAGAAUUAUAAAUUCUUGCACUUCUUUUGGGCCAUGGAUCCAGACAAAAGAGACGCCAUUAUUGCAGAGAUUGGAGACGGGGUGGAUGGAGAGACGUGGUGGAGGGUCAACCAUUACCAUCCGCUAUACGCCAGCGAACCCUGCAAGAUUGCCUUCCUCAUUAUAGCCGAAAAAUAUCUUGACCAGAAGUCGAUUCAAAAAGCGAUAGCGGAUUACAAGCACGAAAAGAACAAGACGAACAAGGGCGAGGGCCAAAGGCCGCCGAUGAGUCAAUACGGAUGCUACCGCUGCUACACGCUCCAGCCCGAGGCAGCGUUCGAAGCCAAUCCUCCCCACGUCGUCGUGUUUCCCUGCGGACGUCUCACUAUGUACAAAGGAGAAAAUGAUCUCCCGGCAUUCCAAGGAGGAGCACAUCUUCUUCGGAGGUACUGCAUUGAGUGCGGCGUCAGGGAUGGCUUAUAUCUCGACAAUGUCUUGGUUGAGUCAAUGACCAAUCAGAAGUGGUGGGUGUGUAAGUGCCGGCGUAUACACUGGGUAUCGCCCAGCAAGUCGUAUGUGGAAUGCGAAGGCUGUCUCAGGAAGAGUGCGUUCAGAUCGGUGAAAGAGGAAGUCACAGUACUUUUUCCUUCAUGGGGAGUUCCCCUUAUGGAACUGGGUCCUAAGGAACAUCCGACGUGUUGCAGUCAGGCUGACAUAAGGCGUUAAUUGCUGCCCGCAAUUAACGGCGUCGUUUUUGCGACACGACGCGUAUUCGACAAUGCAUAUGUGGGAUUCAACGACCUUAUCAAUGGACAGUGAAGAAUCCGACCUCACUCUUGCCAGUGUUCCUGCCUGCAGGCGGGUAUGCCAUUCGGGCGGAUCCAUGCCGGAGCUGUGGCACUCCGAGGUGUGCACACUGUUUUGUGACUAAAAGGGUCAAAGUAGCCGGGGAACUUGAGGCGUCAGUGUGGUGGUCACUGUCCAGCAAAACUACAGGCCGACUGACAUGGAUAUGGGACUGCGAACACAGUUGUUUUUUGUGAAUUAGGGCAGAUUC
Molecule: messenger RNA, 2174 nt
Organism: Colletotrichum destructivum
Lineage: Eukaryota; Fungi; Ascomycota; Sordariomycetes; Glomerellales; Glomerellaceae
Exons: 3
Coding region: 824-1843 (339 amino acids)
Source: RefSeq, a predicted model, not a curated record